CUCACUGUUCACAUGUUGGACCCAACUUACAUGUAGUCCUCAUGAAGCAUGCCCCUGAUCCAUUAAGCAGGUCAGUAUGGCGGCACAUUGUGAUAUCCAAUUGCCCAAACACUACCACUGCUGUCUGUAACAAGUGCCAAAGGGGCCUCUAAACAUUGCAUGUUUGAAGCUCAUGGCCUUGUCCCUUGCCAGCUUGCUUUGAUAGCUCCACUUAAGCUGCAUGCCUAUCUUCCGCCCACCUAUAAAUAUUCAGCUCUGAACCACAGGUUCCAUCCACAAGCAAAGCACUACCACUAGCUUAGCACUCGACACAAAACUCUGAGCUUUCUGCCAAGAAAGAAGGUGAUACAACCAUGGUCAGUGCCAAGAGACUUUCUCAAAUGGCAAGGAAGUGGCAAAGAGUGGCAGCCAUCGGGAGGAAGAGGCUCAUGUGGACUUCAGCAAAAGAAGUCGAUGAGUGCUGCACGUCUGUGGCAGUGAAGGGCCACUGCGCCAUGUACACUGCUGAUGGGAGGCGGUUUGAGGUGCCAUUGGCGUACCUCAGCACGACGAUCAUCGGGGAGCUCCUGAGGAUGUCUCAGGAGGAGUUUGGCUUCACAAGCGAUGGAAGGAUAACCCUGCCUUGUGAUGCAGCUGUGAUGGACUAUGUCAUGUGCUUGCUCAGAAGGAACGCAUCAGAAGAGGUAGAGAGAGCUUUCUUGAGCUCUGUGGUGAGACCUUGCCACUAUGGAAAUGGUUUGGAGCCAUCUAUUGGAGUUAGCCAGCAAGUAGCUGUUUCUGGCUUCUGAGGAUUCAGUGUUCGUUUUACCUUCUUUUGUCUCUCCAUCCUUUUGGAUGAUGUAAAUAGUUCUAUGUAGGAGAUAGGAAAUGAAAGAAUCAUAUGGCAAGUUGACCAUUUGACUCUUGUCUUGACUUCUGUCUGCUUAGUUCCUCAACUCUGUUUGUCUGGCGAAUUAAGAUAAGGCUCUAUUGCGUAAGGCAGCAAACUUCAGAC
Triticum aestivum (bread wheat) is the source of this 994-nucleotide messenger RNA. Its product is annotated as auxin-responsive protein SAUR36-like. Bases 354 to 788 code for a protein of 144 amino acids. The record is from RefSeq and is a predicted model, not a curated record. Lineage: Eukaryota; Viridiplantae; Streptophyta; Magnoliopsida; Poales; Poaceae. The transcript has a single exon. Gene Ontology annotation, biological process: response to auxin.